This is a messenger RNA of Drepanopeziza brunnea f. sp. 'multigermtubi' MB_m1, 495 nucleotides long. RefSeq lists its product as uncharacterized. Gene Ontology annotation, cellular component: spindle microtubule; DASH complex; mitotic spindle. Gene Ontology annotation, molecular function: microtubule plus-end binding. The record is from RefSeq and is a predicted model, not a curated record. Lineage: Eukaryota; Fungi; Ascomycota; Leotiomycetes; Helotiales; Drepanopezizaceae.
AUGAAGGAUCGUCAAGCAUCAGCUAUCCAGCCCGUCGAUGAAGACCCGAUUAAACGGGUCAACAAUAAAACGGCUGAAAUAAUAAACGAGACUGCUCAAAAUCAAGAAACCAAACAGGAGCAUAGCGGAGGAAAGCCAAAGGAGUUCAAGAAUUCCACCAGCACCAACCGGCCACCAGGCGCCUCCUCCACCAGCGCACAGCAGCCCUCCAAGACUCUCUUUGAGCAGCAGCGCGAAAUUCUCCUGCAGGAAAUUGGCGUGAGUUUCGAACAUGUACUGGCGAACAUCAACAAGUUGAAUCGCUCGCUGGAGGGGGUCAUUGCUGUAGGCAAUGAGUUCGGCUCCGUCGAGGCGCUGUGGUCGCAGUUUGAGAAUGUGAUGGCGAAAGAUCCUGACGCCGAGCCGGAAGGACAGGAUGGGGUUGAGAGAGAGGAGGGAAUUGGAGAUGGAGAGGAUGAGACGGCGACGAGUGAAGGGAGGGGGGACGGUAAAUGA